Messenger RNA from Harpegnathos saltator (Jerdon's jumping ant), 8302 nucleotides. It is a transcript of the gene polybromo, whose product is annotated as protein polybromo. Gene Ontology annotation, molecular function: chromatin binding; protein binding. The record is from RefSeq and is a predicted model, not a curated record. NCBI's taxonomy places the organism in Eukaryota, Metazoa, Arthropoda, Insecta, Hymenoptera, Formicidae. Gene Ontology annotation, biological process: transcription elongation by RNA polymerase II; chromatin remodeling. Gene Ontology annotation, cellular component: SWI/SNF complex; RSC-type complex. Bases 1978 to 6930 code for a protein of 1650 amino acids. The transcript is spliced from 27 exons.
CGCACGCACACGCGCGCGCGCACGUAUGCGCAACAUACACAAAUAUAUAUAAAAUUCAAUCUAGUUACGCUCGAUGUAGAAUGUUUUCUCUACAUCAUUAAUUACAUUAUUAUUUAUUGUAUUAUCAAGAUUGAUAAAAUAAGAUACAUUUUGUAAGAAGUUUAAUGAGCAGUGAAAUCCAAAAUGUCUAACAUGUGAGUUUUGAUUACAUUUACAACAGUUUUAUAAGAAAAUCGUAUUUUUUUCUAAGAAAUAUCCACGAAAAUCUCUCUGCGAAAAGAAUUGUAUGUAUCGAGCAACCAAUGUCUGAAAAUUAUUAGCUUGUUAGAUGUACGAACUGUAUUUGUUCUAAAGAUGAAUAAUGUGUAUGUUGUAAUAACUAAUUUAAAAGGCACAACAUUUUUACUACGUUUUCUCAGCGAAGGAUACAAAAUUACUAGAUAAGAUACACUUAAGAUUUGAUUCGAGUUGAACGUACGGGCUCAACAUAUGAGAUCUUCUUGUAACAAUUUUACCAAAGUUAUAAGUUUUAUAAACGUAGUUUUUCUCAAUAAAUCAUCGAGAAUCACCCAUGUGUUGCCGAUUCUUGUGUAAUAAGUCGCAAUGCUCUACAGUCAACCGAAUAAUUUAUCGUUUCCAAUGCAUGUGUGGGACGAUUUGUUUCGAAUCGAUCUUGAUUUUUCCAUAAAAAUCUCGUUUUAUCAUUAGAGUACAACAACUGUUCGUCUUUACCGAUUGUGCAUUAGUUACCGACCCGCUAAUAUUAUCAUUAUCGAUUGAGCGAAAGUUUGGAGCGUCGACGUAAUCGACCGGCAAGUGCCUCCAUCCGUAAUCGAUCCACAAAAUACAAGAAAACUGACUAUCUCAAUUGACACUAGAGUGUCGAAAAGUACAAACACUUCGAAUUGUUAAAAAUUGGCAGAGACAAUCGGUAAGAAGGUGCGAAGCCCCGGUGGGAGUGUACGCGCGCGAGCGAAAAGGUCGCUCGGCGUGGAAACACAAAUGGAAAAUGAGCGAACGUUCUCGGGGCAUGGCGUCGGCCGAGACGUAUGUCGUCCUGGAUCGCGAAUGAAAAGCACCGUACCGUUGGGGUUUAGCACUCUACUCGCGGGGAAUCUUACAUGUCGCACACUCAAUAAAAAUCCUCCCGUGACAGGUGUCCCGUGGACAGGUGAGAGCCCGCGGAAACAGGAGCGGCGAGGGAGGGAAAAGAACCGAAGGAGAGAAAUCGAGCGCGUCCUCGGGGACUGCGGGAGAGAGAUUCCGCGCAAGCGACGAUGCGUUCGUAUUCCGAUAUGGCGGCAAAUUUCGGCCGGAUCGUGGCUCGAGCGAAGGAUGAAGGAAGGCAGGCCGAGGCGUGCGUUACCGUGGCCGACGUAUCGCCACGACGUACAUGCCGUUGACGACGCGCACGGUUCACGCACGUUGGCGCGCGACGUUAAUCGAUGGCGCGUCAGAGAGGCGGAAUCAGGCGGAAUCGUCUCUCUCACGGCAACAAACACCGGUUUUGAACGAGCACGGUGCAGCACUACACACCGUACCGUGUCGCCGCGGUUUUCAAGCACAGUAGCGACUUAUCAUGGCGGUGCGAUUUUUUUUAGUAGCGUAGUCGGGGUAUCUCGGUUUAUACUGCCGUGCGUGACGCUCACUCGUGCUGAGGAAUUCGCACGGACCCGAACCGACACGCGCAUCGUCGGCCGACGACAACGUAUUACGUAGGUCCGCUGUGCGCGUGAAAGGCGAGUGCUAGGUGCACGAUAAACAGCCAGCCGUACGUUUCUGAUAAAUAACACGGCGCACGAGUUCGACGAGGCUUCGUGCUGUUUAGUUCAAGAACCCUUUUAGUUAAUCUUUGCUGAGGAGGUUUUGAAUUGUGGGUUAGAAAACACUGUGCACAGCCGAACGAUGUAAUGAAUCUCCAUUGUAGAUCGCAGCAAGAAUUCUAUCGUUUCUUGUGAUUCUUCGAGACACAUCAAGAUGAACAAACGUCGUAGAACAUCGUCGGUAGCUAGUCGUGGUACUGAAGAUGACGGUGACGAUAUCCCACCGGAGCCAACGAAGAGGAGGAAAAAAUUAGAUCCUAGUGACUUGUGCCAACAACUGUAUGAUGUACUGCGUAACCAGAAGAAAGAAGAUGGUUCCUUAUUGUGCGAUGCAUUUAUACGUGUGCCUAAGCGUAGGCAAGAGCCAGGAUAUUACGAAGUUGUUUCCAAUCCUAUCGAUCUUUUGAAAGUACAGCAGAAAUUAAAAACUGAUGAAUAUCGCGAUAUGGAUGACUUGGCCGCUGAUAUUCAACUUAUGGUCAAUAACGCUAAAGCUUUUUACAUGCGUACAUCUCCUGAAUAUAAAGAUGCAACUGAACUGUGGGAAUUGUGUGUAAAUACUAAAAAUCGUAUUACAGAAGAAUAUGAAGACCCAGAACCUAAAGGAAAACUCAUCUUGAAAGUUGGAAGACUGGCGCGUAAAGCGGCAACGAGACAAGAUGACGCGGAAGAUACUUCCGAAAGUUCAGCGAAUCUCGACGAAGAAACUAUGCAGCUGUUUGAAGAUUUAUUUGCAGCAGUUAUAACAGCGGCUGAUCCGAUGGACAAUAACAGACCUCUUCACACUAUGUUUCAACUCAAACCCUCCAAAAAGCUUUAUCCUGAAUAUUAUGAUGUUAUUGAGACACCGGUCGACUUAAAAACUGUUGCGCGAAGAAUUCAAGAAGGUUCAUAUAGUUCUAUCGGUGAUAUGGAGAAAGAUCUAAUGCUUAUGUGUCGUAACGCCUGUCAAUUUAACGAACCUGGCUCGCAAAUUUAUAAAGACGCUAAACUCUUAAAGAAAAUAAUCACUGCGGCUGCAAAAAGGCAAGACAGUGGAUUAGGAAGUAAUAUACCUAAAAUCGCUACAACCGCGCCUUCGACAAGAAGUAAAAGAGGUAGUCGUACUAUGGCACAGUCAUUGAUAGCACAAACAGCAGCGUUACGCGAUGAAGACGAUGAAAGCGAUGACGAGGAUGAAGAACUUGCUGAAGCUGAAGAUCCUGAUAACUCACAAUGGCAACUAUUUCAAACUAUCCGGACAGCUCCUAAUAAUCAAGGUCUUCGAAUAAGUGAAUAUUUUUGGAAACUCCCACCAAAGAGAUUAUAUCCUGAUUACUAUAAAACGAUAAAAAAUCCUAUAUGUUUGCUACAAAUACACACAAAAAUAAAGAAAGGUGAAUAUGGUACUGUUAGUGAAGUAGCUGGAGAUAUGAAUAUCAUGUUUGAAAAUGCUAAGAAAUAUAACGUACAUACUUCUCGACUGUACAAGAGUGCUGUUAAGUUGCAAAAGAUAAUGCAAGAGAAAGUGCAGGAGCUUUUAGAAUUUGAUCAGGAUUCCGAUUCAGAUAGCGAAUCGGAGAAUAGCUCCCAACAACCUAAGUUAAUUAAACGCGCCUCGAAUUUACUAACACGCGGAAAAUACAAGGACAAUAUACCAUUGAAGAAAAGAUUAUACGCAUUAGUCAAAUGUGUCAUAGAAUACGUUUGCGAAGAUGGUCGGCAACCUAUGUUGAUGUUUAUGGAAAAACCUUCCAAAAAAUUAUACCCUGACUAUUAUCAAGUAAUAGCAGAACCCAUAGAUAUGUUGGCGAUUGAGGCCAAUAUUAAAGCAGAGAAAUAUCAAAGUGAGAGUGAAUUAAUACAAGAUUUUAAGUUAAUGUUUAACAAUUGCCGCCAAUACAACGAAGAAGGUUCAUUGAUAUACGAAGAUGCAAAUACAUUAGAAAAAGUCUUGAUGGAUAAAGUGAAGGAAUUGGGACCCUUGCCAGAUACUCCCAAGUCUAAAUCCACUGCGUCGACACCAACUAGAAAUGUCGGGAGACCGAAAAAAGUAGUGCCGCUUCAUUUGCAAAAAUUAAAAACUCUAUACGAUACCAUAAAAGAUUAUCAUGACGCGAAAGGAAGGCAACUAUCCCUAAUUUUUAUGAAAUUACCGAAUAAAAAUGAAUAUCCGGAUUACUAUGAGGUGAUAAAGCAACCCAUACAUAUGGAGAAGAUAGCUGCUACUUUAAAGAAUAACGGAUAUGAGAAUUUGGACGAACUAGUGUCCGAUUUUAUAUUAAUGUUUGACAAUGCUUGUAAAUAUAAUGAACCAGAUUCGCAGAUAUACAAGGAUGCUUUAAUACUUCAAAGAUUAGUGUUACAAAGUAAACUGCAGCUAAGUGAAGAUGAGGAAAGCGUUCCAGAUGUAUCGGCUGCUGUUCAAGAAAUUUUAGCAACAAUAUUUACUGCACUUUAUAAUCACCAAGACGAAGAGGGAAGAUGUUACUCAGAUUCUAUGGCAGAACUUCCAGAACAUGAUAUUAUUGAUGGAAAAAAGAUACGAGGUUUGUCAUUGGAUUUGAUUAAAAGAAGAUUGGAUCGAGGAGUAUAUAAGAGAUUAGAUCGCUUCCAAGAAGAUGUUUUUACAUGUCUGGAGAGAGCACGCAGGUUGUCACGUACAGAUUCACAGCCGUUUGAAGAUAGUGUGGAACUCCAGGCGUUCUUUUUGCGUACACGUGAUGAGGCAACUCGUGGGGGAGAUUUGUUGCAUUCGCCUGCAUUAAAUUACACGCUUCUUGAUUUAUCUGCUCAGGUUGCAGAACUUAAAAGAAUAAAACAGCAGCAGGAAUUAAAUCUACCUAAUGAAGAUGAGAGCUGUGAUGGAAAUGAAACAAAGGAUUCUGAAACGAAUACAAAUACGGAAGGAAACAAUAGUGACAAUGGAGGAUCCAUGAGUUUUAAUCAAGAAGUGUAUAGAGCUGGUGACUUUGCCUAUGUCGAGCCAACGGAAAGAGGCAUGGAAUAUGGCGUAGUUCUUAUAGAAAGGCUUUGGACCAAUGCAGAUAGUCAGCAAAUGUUGUAUGGAAAUUUGUUUUAUAGACCGAGCGAAACAUACCAUGUAGCUUCGCGGAAGUUUCUUGACAAGGAGUUAUUUAAAAGUGACGCUCACGUAGCGAUACCAUUAGCAAAAGUAGCAGGCAGAUGUUGCGUUUUGAGUGUAAAGGAUUAUUUUCGCAUGCAACCCGAAGGAUUCCUAGAGAAAGAUGUGUAUGUAUGCGAGUCACGUUAUUCCACAAAAGCCAGAGCUUUCAAGAAAAUCAAAGUCUGGAAUUUUGAUCCUGAUCAUUUGAAAUUGAUCCCGAGAGAAAAACCGUUAGAACCGAAACGAGUAAUUUCUGUAUACAAAGAACGAUUAGAAAAGCAUAAGGAAGAAAUAGCAGAAUUAGAGGAGGGAGAAAAAUUAAUGGAGAAGGAAAAACCGAAUGUGAUACUAUACAAUCCGGAAGAUACCGAAAAUACAUAUUACGAACAGUACAAUACAUGCGCGGGAUCUGUGAAAACUGGUGAUUUCGUUUAUGUAGCAACAGAUGGGGGCAGGCAGCAGAUAGCUCAAAUCGAUGCAUUGUGGUCAACCAAAGAUGGGAAGUGCUAUUUCAAAGGUCCAUGGUUAUUGAUGCCUACAGAAGUGCCACAUACACCUACGAAAUUAUUUUAUAAGCAAGAACUAUUCUUAUCCACUGUUGACGGUACUCAUCCCAUUGUUGCUAUCGUUGGAAAAUCUGCCGUUCUCGACUACUCAGAGUAUAUAUGCAGCAGACCAACGGAAAUCCCUGAAGAUGACGUGUAUAUUUGUGAAUCGCUAUACGACGAAAGUAAAAGCCUGAUGAAGAAGCUUAAUCAGGAGGGUUUAAAAAAGUUCAAUCACACGUCAACGGUGACAGAAGACGAGAUCUAUUUCUUCCGAAGACCCAUCAAUCCUGCUAAAGUUUCGAGCGACGUGGCUCAGACGCAAAAUCAAGUCAAGUCCGUCACGCCCAGCUCGGCCCAGUUUGAGAUGGAAGCAUCACCAUUGUUACCGAAGCUGGAACCCGAUGUACUAAGCUUGGGGGUAGGAUUAGGAGUAGGAGUGGGAGUAGGAGUUGGGGAAGACAGCAUGGAUGCUGGUGGUCCACCAUCCGUUGGAUCUACAGAAGCUCAACCGGUGCUCUCCAAUACUCAAACUCCUGUGUCGACUAAGAAGAAAACGGCGGGUAAGAAAUUAGUUACGGGCUAUAUUUUAUAUUCGAGUAAAAUGCGAACGCAGAUUACACAAAACAAUCCUGAAUCGUCCUUUGGAGAGAUUAGCAGAAUUGUUGGCAACGAGUGGAGGAAAUUGCCGGCAGGAGAGAAGCAAGCCUGGGAGGAACGAGCGAUUAAAAUGAACGAAGAUGGAGGACAGUUGAAAGGGACAACGGUAUCGGUAGGCACGAAUGCCAUACAGGAUGUAGUAUAUGAAUGUUGUUGGGACAAUUGCGAUUGGCAGUUCGAAGACAUGACCGAUUGCAUUGAUCACUGCAUCGCCGAACAAAAUGGUCAUGUGCAAUCGUCAUUCGUGAACGCUCCUAGUGAUGUGGAGUUUCAGUGCCAAUGGCGUGGCUGCGGUCGCACGAAGAAGACCGUUCCACCGUUCCCAAGCGUACAGAGACUCGCUAGACACGUGAAGGAAGUGCAUAUUCUCAAGUCACACGGCCGUAUAAUACCUCCCUCCGAGAGAAGCAAGAAUUAUAUGGCUUCGAAAGGGCCGACGGUAUUGCCACCGAUGGAAACAGAAACUUCAGCUGCAGCAACUCAAACAAGCAACAUACCUGCCGCCAAGCAACCGGAGCCAAUGUUUGUUGCGGUACCACCAAGACCAAGCCGUGUAUUGCAUUCGGACGCUUAUUUGAGGUACAUCGAAGGAUUAAACGUAGAAAACCGUUACAUAUCAAACUGGGAUAAGCAAAUGAAUGCCAAUCCGGAUAACACGCAAAUCCCGGAUGUAACGAAACUACCUGCUGAGUGGUUGGGCAACGGCGUCGGCAAUCAUGGUAAUGUGGUGAACGCCUUGUGGACACUCAGAAAUAUGAUGAUGCGGGAUGUGUUAGCCAUCAAUAAAACUUUAUAGUUUAUAAAUUGUUAAGAUUUUAAAAUUUUCAUUUUUUUUUCAAUGCGCUUGCGAUGCUAUACUUCGAUAAUUCAAACAGACAAGUCCGUUGAUGCUAGAUGAAAGACUGAAGAUAUUCAAUCUUUUGAAUGUUAGAAUAUUUAUGUCUACGUUUAGAAUUCAUUUUGUUUGUUUUAUUCCUAUUUAGUUCUUUCCUAAUUUAAUGAUGCAAUAAACCCAAUAAUUAUGGGGAGAAUCUAGUUAGUUUAUUUUGCAAAUUGAUUUCGAAAUAUUUAGUUUUCCAUUCGGAUUUCUCAAAAUUUAAUAAAAGUUUAAAAAAAUUUUUGUUUAUUAAAAAAUUAAGAAAUAAAGUUUUUUAAACACAUUUUUCUCACUGUGUAUCGCUUAAGUAUACUACGUGUGUACAUAAGGAAAGUUUAGUACAUAAAAAGAAUCAUUAUCAUGUAAAUACGGCUGCUAAUCUUCGUUUUUACGUCUCGAAUGAAGUUUUAUACUUUCCGUAUAGCGCAGUGAAACAUAUUCUUGUAUUAAGGGACACAAAAAUGGAAAUACUUCCUGUGCUGUAUUAAGAUGAAUGGGAAAGUUGUAUGUAUAUAGGAACUACAAUAAUCUACGAAGCGGUCUAUCAAUAGUGCGAUAAACACGUCACUUUAUUUUAUCAAUACUGCUCUAAUAUUCUCAGAGGAUAUCGAAGACGGAUAACGAGAUUAAUCAAACGAUCUGUUUGCUAUUGUCGCAAUAGCUAAAAACGAAUGGAAUCCUAUAGUGUAUCUUCUAUACACGCAUCUCGUGUAAUAUCUCGUAGAUUAUUUUAUUAAGAAUUUUCGACAUCGUCAGAGAAAUUUUCAAAACGUUACAAAUACAAAGUGAAAUUUUUACUAUAGUAAUAAUGGUGUACAUACAUCCUCUUGCUAUGAUAUGUUUGUAGUGUUAGCUCUGCUUUUUUUCUACACGAACGGCUUAGUGUUAGUACUAGAAACUUAUUAUGUUUUGGCUAAAUAAAAAUUUCGCUGCUACUGUAUCUGGCAGAGUUUUAGUAUAUUGCAUAUUUUUAUACAUGUAACAUACCAAUGAUCUGUAUAAUGUAAGCUUUUUGUGUAGACUAACAUAGCGAGAGAGCUAGACUUUCCAAAUUCUUUUGUGGAAUUAAUGCCAAACACAUUAAUAAAUUUGUAGUUAUUUGCAAAAACUAACUCUCCUCAAUGUUAUUGCUCGAGAAGACAAGAAGUCAUUCUUGCGUAUAGUAUAAUUUAUUCACCGUGAGAUAAAAUUUUUGUUCCGAAACAUACAAUGUAAAUGUUUUUCUACAUUACAUAUGCGGCGUUAUCCAUUCUGUAUUUCGCUAUACGACAAAUAAUUUUAAUUUACAUCG